GCAAAACCUUGCACCCUCAAAGGGAUAGUGAAAGUCUGCACGUUUAUUCUUACCAUGGAUCGCCAAGCUGUAGCCGUGUUGCUUCUUCUCCUGUGUGUCAUCAUCAUCACCACCACCACCACCGAGGGAUUCACCCCAAAUUGCUGCAUAGAAACUGCACCUAAGAUUAAUCGGAAAAUAAUAAGAAAAGCUGACAAAUAUGAAAUACAGUCAGAGGGUGGAUUGUGUGAAAUGAAAGCCCUGAUCUUGUAUGUGGGAACAAAGAAAUACUGCUUUGAUCCUAAAAUGGAAAAGAAGGUGGAAUAUGUGAUGAAGAAAUAUAGGCAUGGAAACAGACAUAAAUAAGUGAUGACAUUUUCCUAAGAAAUGUCCCACUGUAGGGACUGUCAUUUUUUCUAAGAUUUCUUUACAGAAUAUGUACGAUGUAUGAGAUGGUUUGUAUUCAGUGGCAGAAACAAUUACAACUAAUAAAGGUUUUGGUUUUCAAGCAACAAAAUUA
Tachysurus vachellii is the source of this 499-nucleotide messenger RNA. It is a transcript of the gene ccl27a, whose product is annotated as chemokine (C-C motif) ligand 27a. The record is from RefSeq and is a predicted model, not a curated record. Lineage: Eukaryota; Metazoa; Chordata; Actinopteri; Siluriformes; Bagridae. The transcript is spliced from 3 exons. Gene Ontology annotation, biological process: immune response. Gene Ontology annotation, molecular function: chemokine activity. Bases 55 to 345 code for a protein of 96 amino acids. Gene Ontology annotation, cellular component: extracellular region.